Messenger RNA from Gryllus bimaculatus (two-spotted cricket), 1314 nucleotides. The record is from the annotation of a GenBank genome assembly. Lineage: Eukaryota; Metazoa; Arthropoda; Insecta; Orthoptera; Gryllidae.
UUUGAAGUACUAGAUCUAGAAUUGCAAGAUUCCCAGCCUGCGUCUGGACACACAACAGAAAGCGCCCUCAGCAUACGGAGAGACGUGUACUGGCGUGAUAGAAAAGGUUAUGGUUUCACACGAACAACGAAUAUAAUAGUGUGUCUAAUAUUUGCUCCCUUAGCCUUUCCUGUUGGAGUGUUAGCAUUACUUAUGAAUCCAAAAUCACAGGAAUUCGGUGCAGAAGGCGAAAAUCCUUUCAGAGAUCUAAGAAUAGAUGAUGUUUCUUUCCUGGACGACAUUGAUAAUCGAAGCCAGUGUAUUAAUUGUAAGAAAUCAAGAAAGUAUUUUUGUUAUACCUGUUAUGUGCCAGUAGAAGCAUUGAAUGGUAGGAUACCACAAUUGAAGUUGCCAAUUAAAAUUGACAUCAUUAAGCAUUCUCGAGAGAUAGAUGGAAAGAGUACAGCUGCACAUGCAGCUGUCCUAGCUGGAAAUGAUGUAUCUGUGUAUACUUUUCCAUGCGUUCCUGAUUACAAGCCAUCAGACAAGGUUGUGGUUGUGUAUCCAGGAAAAAAUGCUAUGACUCUUGCAGAAUACUUCAGUGCAAACAGGAAUAAAGACGACUCUGGAGAGCCGAGAGCCAAAAGGCGGAAUACCGGAGCAAGCGAUCCUAUUGGAGAACCUCCAGAUAGCAGCAAUAUUGCAUCUUCAGAGGAGUGUGUGUUGCGUGCAGUUUUUAUUGACAGCACAUGGAAUCAAAGUCGUGGGAUGUUUAAGGACCCUCGGCUACAUUCAUUGCCGUGUGUUGUUCUUGAAAGAAGGCUGUCUCAUUUCUGGAGGCACCAGAGUGGCAGUCCUCGGUGGUACUUAGCCACCAUUGAAGCCAUCCAUCAGUUCCUUUUCGAGUUUCACAAUUUAACUGAUUCCCAACCUUAUAGUGGACAGUAUGACAAUUUGCUAUUCUUUUUCCGUUAUAUGUAUAGCAAGAUUCAUAAAUUAUAUGAUCAUGACGAUUUAAAAGCCUACAAAAGGCCUGUUGAAUAAAUUAUUUUAACUUGAUUUUGUGAAUAUUAUUCUUUAAAUUUCAUAGAUGAAACCUGUGUUAACCUUUGCAUACUGAACCAUUUUUUUGAAAAUUUUUUUUGUUAUGUGUGAUAUACAGUUCAUAUAAUCAGUUGCAUAAUAUUUCAAAUAUCCGCCUGGCAAGAUUUAUAUUACUUUCAUAAUACGUACGUAGUACGAGGGAAAAUUGUAAUACUGCAUCAUAACUGCGAUAUUUCGACAGAAGAAAAUUCAUAUUGUUUGGCCCUGCUACCGAGAAAGGAAUAAAUUGUC